AGGAUGUUACCUGUGACGAUGAGAAUGUUAGUGCUGCUGCUGCUACUGCCCCUGAGUCAGGCUGUUCCCAAACACGGCACCACAAGGCUGGACCCUGAAGUGCAGCAUCCACCUCUACCCAACCCCUUCCAGCCAGGCCAGGAGCAACUUCAACUUCUGCAGAGCUACCUAAAGGGACUAGAGAGGAUGGAAGAGGAGCCGGAGCACAUGAGCCGGGAGCAGGUUCUCCUCUACCUCUUUGCUCUCCACGACUACGACCAGAGUGGACAGCUGGAUGGCCUGGAGCUGUUGUCCAUGUUGACAGCAACUCUGGACCCUGGAGCUUCUGACUCUCCCACCACCGACCCGGUGAUCCUGGUAGUGGAUGAGGUGCUGGAGACCCAGGACCUGAAUGGGGAUGGGCUCAUGACCCCUGCAGAGCUCGUCAACUUCCCCGGAGAGGCCCCGAGGCACACAGAUCUCAAAGAGCCCCCAGAGCCACAGGAUGUUGGGAGGCGGCCUCUGUUGGCUAAAAGCCCGUCAAGACAAGAAGCACCUGAAGCCCCAGGUCCCAGAGAAGAAGCUGAGGGACAGGUGGAGGCCAGAAGGGAGUCCUUGGAACCUGUACAGGAGGCUGGGGGACAGGCAGAGGCUGCAAGAGAAGCCUCAGGCCCUGGAGGGGAGGUUGGGGGACAGGUAGAAGCCAGGGACACUGGAGAGAGAGCAGAAGAGCUUCCAAGGGAAACACUGGAGUCUAAGAAAACCCCAAAUGAGCUUGAGGUUCAUGCUGUUCAGCUGGAGAAUGAUGAGAUAUAA
This is a messenger RNA of Lipotes vexillifer (Yangtze River dolphin), 795 nucleotides long. RefSeq names its product cell growth regulator with EF-hand domain 1 (gene CGREF1). NCBI's taxonomy places the organism in Eukaryota, Metazoa, Chordata, Mammalia, Artiodactyla, Lipotidae. The record is from RefSeq and is a predicted model, not a curated record. The transcript is spliced from 5 exons. Bases 4 to 795 code for a protein of 263 amino acids. Gene Ontology annotation, molecular function: calcium ion binding.